This is a messenger RNA of Caenorhabditis remanei, 270 nucleotides long. RefSeq lists its product as uncharacterized. The record is from RefSeq and is a predicted model, not a curated record. NCBI's taxonomy places the organism in Eukaryota, Metazoa, Nematoda, Chromadorea, Rhabditida, Rhabditidae. The transcript is spliced from 2 exons. The coding region runs from base 1 to 270 and encodes 89 amino acids.
AUGAAGUGCUCUGUUCUCGUGGUCGCAUUCCUUCUGGUUACUGUAUCUACCGUAAUCAUCAGACAAGUCGACGGACAGCGAAGACUUCCAUCAGUUGGUGGAAACAACUAUUAUGAGUGGUUGAUGCGCGCCCAACACGGCGGUCUCGGCUCCCAGAAUCCGAUCGUCUCGUCUCGUUCCCCAAAACUCGACCGUAACUGUUUCUUCUCGCCAGUCCAGUGUAUGUUCGACACCUCGUCGACCGAUAAUUUAAAUUCUUUUCGUCGUUAA